CAUCACGUGACAUUGACCGCGCACACAUUCCAAGACAAUAUGGCGGACACGAACGAUUUGUUUUUCUUUGGAGACGAUUUUGACGCUAUUCUAGGUAUUUUGGAAGAAGAAGAAGAGCUCGAUGAACAGUUUAGAGAAGCUGCCGAUGAAGUGAGUAUUAUAUUCUUUCUUAGCGACCCAAAAUUUAGCGAAAAGCGCCGUGCUUUGACAGUCAUCGUCUUUUAGCUCGAUGGACUGUCAUCGGGUAUCGAUGCUGCUUUUUUGUAGCGACUUGUGUUAUAACUAAAUUCUUAUAACUAAGUGGCGUACUUUACUGACGAUGUAAUUAUUAAGCAUUUUCUUAUUUCCAUUAUCUAUGCUUAGAACUAGACUUUGUAGUAUCGUUUUAUGACUGAUUUCUCGACUGAAAGUUACUUUUGCUUACAACAGGUUCAACUCGAAGACAUUGUGUGCGAACUGUGCCACAAGAAAUGUAAAAGCAAGAGCGGACUGAAACGACACAAGACAGUUAAACACAGAGAUACGAGAGAUGAUGUUGAGAAGCAAAAAGAAGGAGGACAAGAAAGCUAUUUAACUUUUGUAGCUUACUCAAGAAUUGUAGAAAAAGCUAAACACAAAAUUGCUGACAACAAAAUUUAUCCAAAAACAAUCAGAGACGAGCUAAGAUGCUACACCCACAACAACGGUCUACAAGACAUACCAGCUGAAUUCUGCGACAUUGAAGAUCUAUAUAAACGCUUGACAAAGUCUGGAAAUGCUGAAAGAUUUUAUUCUUGCUUCUACUCAACCAUAGCUCUGAAUGCAGUUAAGCAUUUUAAGGGAUUAUCAAGGAACGCUGCUACUCUACUGUCUACCAAGGUUGCUGAUUGUAUGUUGGUACACAGCAAGGAGAAAAUUGAAAGCACUUAUACUUGCGCCCCAUUAACUAAACUUUCAGAUGAAGAAAAAGCUGGACUACAGUAUAUUGGCGGUUAUGUGCUUCAUAAACUUCAUACCAAGCAUGUCAGUAAAUCAUCAGAAAGUGAGCAGGCAAUCUCCAUCCUUAAGGCUGGCAAAUUAGAAGACCAGAAUGCUAUUGAAUGCCAGAAGUUAACUUCAUCCUUAAAUUGUGGUGGUUUGUGGGCAAUUACAAAAAGUGCUCAAUCAAUUUUUGAUAGAACUGAACAUUAUUUCAGGGAUACCACCUCAAAAACUACUGUGCAGAAUAUAGCUUUUGCUAGUAUUAUAUCAAGAUCUGUUCAUGAUGUUGAAGUUGUCUCAGCAUACAAUUCACUGUUAUCCAAUUCUCAACUGAUAAUCAACAGUAGUGUUGCAAAAGAUGUUUUGCACAACAUCAUACAAUUGUAUGUCAAAGUGCGGUCAUUUUCUUUUGCGAAAGAUAUCAUCCAGAAACAUAAGAUUAGACUGAAACAAAUGAAAUCCAAAGCACUUGGUAAGGAUAUUAGCAGAGCCUCCCAUGAGUUUGAUCAACUAAGGCAAAGCUAAACUCUAAAAAUCAUCAUGCGAUAAACAAUUUAAUUUAAUUUAUUGACCCCUAGAACAUAUUUUUAUAUUCCUAAUCAUUUCUAAUAAGUUGCUGUUGCAUUUGUUGUUAAACAUUUUAAAACAAUAACUGAUUAAAAAUCUCUUUGAAGAUUGCCACAACCAGUCCCCUCGAUUAACUAUGAUCAAGUAGUAACCUUUCAAAUUAUUCAAAUAACAAUUACCAAAGCGAUGAAGAGUUCAGUAUCGAUCGAUAAGCGUCGUAGCGACCGUGAUGUAAACAAAUGAUUUCACGAAGGUUUCAAGAAUUCAAAAUAAUUCAAAGAUUACAUGCCAGCCGUUCGAUAAGUAAUCAUAUAAGCUUAAGAUCAAAACAAAUAAAGAAAUCUAGAUGUACUAUAGCUUAAAUGAAUGUAGGAAAGGGCUAAAUUUCUACGAGUCUUGACCGAGUAGCGAGUUAAAAUAGGCAUGAUUCGUCGGGUAACAUGGCCGUGACAUAGUCAAAAUAUGGAUGUAAUUGUUUAUCAAAGUUCAUCAAUUUCAUACAAAAUGCAAAGACAAGCAGUAUUUGGUGUGUAAUAAUUAUACUAUGACAUUGUAACCAACACGUGAAUAGUUUUGAAAAUUAUACGACACAACCAAAGACUUUUCGCCCAAGUUGACUAUUGCUCGUCACCAAGGGAAGCGAGCAUUAUCUUUUGUUGAUAUUUUUAAUAGAUUGAGGUGAGAUAUUUUUUCAACUCGUCUCCUUCUUGAAUCUUUUGUUCUCGAUUUAAUGAGUAGAAUAGAUUACGAAAGAAAUGUUCAAUUUUGGCAGUACCUUCUGUUUAAUAGUUACUAGAGAGCAAAUGAAUCUUAAUUACUGUAAUUAAAAUUCCAUAAUUGACAUUACCUGAAUUUUAUAUAUUUAAACAG
Molecule: messenger RNA, 2397 nt
Organism: Pocillopora meandrina
Lineage: Eukaryota; Metazoa; Cnidaria; Anthozoa; Scleractinia; Pocilloporidae
Source: the annotation of a GenBank genome assembly